CCUUCGGCGUUGCUUGGCGACAUGGUCAAACAGUGCUCCUGUUUUUCAGUUUGUUUCAUGUGGAGGCCCCAGAAAGCAAUUUUUAUAAAAAUGAAAUAUCUACAUUAGAUAUGCCAGCAGUGUUGGGGUCACAAAUUAUGGGGGAAGGAAGAACAGCCUUUGAUGCUCUGGAAAGAUUUUGCAGCAGUCAUGAACAAACAUAUGCUGAAUUCUUAGAAUCAUUUGUGCACCUCAAAAAAGAGGACUUGAAGAAACAAAAGACAUCUCCUGAAGUUGGCAGCAUUGCAGAUGACGAAUAUAAACUAACUCGGAGGGUAUUGUUGGAAACUUUGGUCCAGGUUGAAGGAGAGAUGCCCAAGAAUGACAAGAAGGUGGAACAUUACGUUGACGUUGAGGAAAAGGGCAAUGAAAAACAAACUGAACACCAAAGCAACUCUGCUCAUUGGAACUGUCAACAGACCUGUCAAAACUGCCAGAAACAGGUGUCUAAGGGAUCUUCCAAAUGUGAAGAGGAACUGUCAAGCUGCGAAAAGUCCUACCCUUCGAAUUUCAACAAAAAUGUCUGGAGUGCAAGAGCAGGCCUAGAAGUACUCCCUGGUGAAAUAGUCGAUGAGACUGCUGCAAAUUAUACUCAUUAUGAAAGUAAACACACAUCACUUAACUUCACAGUGAAUCCAAAUGUUGAAGAGUUUAAUGAUAAAACAUAUGACCAGGUAUUGUCAGAUGAAAUCCAGCCUUUCACAUUGGAUGAAGAUUUUGACUAUGACCAUGUCAAUCUCAAGCCUAAAUACACUGAGGCUGAACUUAAAACAAUCUCUGUCUUGUCAAAGCAGAGGUUAGAAAGGGAGGACUUAAUAUAGAAAAACUAAAGGAUUCGACUAUUUCCUGUUGUAUCAACCAGAUUGUCUGACUUUUGGGUGAAAACAGUGCUUUACAUCAAGCAUGAUCUGGAAGGGAGACAUUUUCAGCACACAAAAGACCAGUAUGAGUUGAAAUAAUGCUAUGAAGUAUGAGUAAAUUUUAUUCCUUAUUACUUUUAAAACAUUAAAAUAGAAAUAUUUCAUAUGAACCUAUGAUGUGCUUGCUAUUAGUAUUUGCAUGAUAUAGCUUUCUAUUUUGCAGGUAUUUACAAUAAAAAAGCUUAUACAUUUCUUUCCUUUUUCACAUUUCUAUUCAGAAGCUGAUUCUAUUUCUUUUUAAAAAAAAAUUGGAAUGAGAGAAAAGAAAUAACAAUACAUUCUAAUGUCAGGGUAAAUUAUAUCAGUUUUUUCAUGUAUAUACAAAUGAAAUGGAAAUAUUCUUUUAAUCCUUCAGUGUAACAGCUGAGACUCAAUGGCAUAUGUCCAGAUAGUCUCUAAAGAGAGAAAGCUGACAAACCAGUUGCCAAUUUUAUGCAUAUAGAGAAAAAAAUACAUUUCUGUGUGGGUUUUCCAUUGUUGUGCUAAUAUAAAAUGAUUGUAAACAUGCUGGCUGAUUUCUGAUACUCCAUUUUCUUGAUACCUGAGUAAUAUUAAUUCAUCAUUGUGGUAGUAUUAGUGCUGGUGAUGUAGUUGACUCUCUGUAGAUAAUUGUUUCCUUGAAGAUCAUGCCUUUUAAUCUGAUCUAAAAGAAUUAUAGAACUUAGGUGAGGUCAUGUUAGCACUUUGAUGAAAACGUAUAUUUAAUUAUUAUUAUUUGGAAGCUUAAGGAAAGAUAGAUUUUAGUUUUCUUCAGAGAAUUCCUUCAUAGAACCCCUACAGUGUGGAAACAGGCCCUUGGGCCCAACAAGUCCACACUGACCCUCUGAAGAGUGACCCACCCAGACCCAUUGCCCUAUCCUAUAUUUACCCCUGACUAAUGCACCUAACCUACACAUUCCUGAACAACAUUGGCAUUCAGGGAUUAAAAGGUAUGUAACAGCAGAGGUGCUGUCAGUUUAGCAGUAUCCAGAAUAUUCAAGGUGGAAGGGUAGAAGUCCUAAGUUGCUCAGAAGAAAACUCCAGAAACAGAGCACUGUUGGUAUCAGAAGAAAGGUUUUUGAAGACAUAUGUUCAAGAUGGUAAUAGUGAGUUGAGUUAGCCACUUGUUUUCAAGGUCAUGGAUAUUAAUUGAAGAGAACAGCAUCAGGUGACUACAUAGAACAUUGCUGAAAAGAAAACUGAUUGCAGCCAUGUGAGCCAAACCAUGGGGAAGAUCGAGCCAGCACAAGAAGAGGUAACCCAUUGUGGUAGAGGGGUCCAACAUGGAGGAGAUCGAGCCCUUACAGGAUUGUGAGGCCAGCAUUGCUAAGCACUUAAGAAGAAUUGUAAUGUUGAACUUUUAACUUUAUUUCUUUUUUCAUCUCUAUUAUACGUAAGAUUUUGUACCUAGGUACCU
Molecule: messenger RNA, 2355 nt
Organism: Chiloscyllium plagiosum (whitespotted bambooshark)
Lineage: Eukaryota; Metazoa; Chordata; Chondrichthyes; Orectolobiformes; Hemiscylliidae
Source: RefSeq, a predicted model, not a curated record